GAAGAAGUGAGAAAAAAGAAAAUGCCUUCUAUUUUUAACAUGCAACACGCACAUCCGUGGAAAUAAUCCGUGGACAAAUAGUUACGUCAAGACGCUGUAGUCGACUCAAUCUAGUCUCUAUAAAAGAGAAACGCCGCCAAUCUUCAAAUGUGUUAAACGAACAUCCAAGGAACUGAAGAAUUCAGCUUUCAUUGAGUAAAGACCUUCUUCCGUAGACGAUCACAUAAGACGUAAUUUUUCCGUAACUAAUUUUAUCGGAAUACCCUACAUUCAGAAACAAUUCCAGUACCUGUAUACUUAUCAUCCUUACUUUGAGGAAGUUUAAAAAGCCAGAGCCCAUAACAUUCAUCUCAGCUUAUCUUAGUGACUGUACUCUCUGAAAUUAUUGAAACCUUUAAUUCUCUAUACUUCUUCUGUUGGUCAUUUUAGCAGCAAAUAUUUUGGAGCUUUGCCAUUUUUUACGUUCACAGCAAGCAAGCGAUUAAAUUUUUCCAAGUUGCCAGUGAGGUGCUGCUCAAUUGGAUAGAGGAGUGUACAAUGAAGACAACCUUCCCCCGUCUUUUCUGCAAGAUUAAUCGUCGUCCUCCUCUGAUCAGUUGGCGCGAGAAGGUUCAUUUACGACACCUACUCUCAAAAUAACUUUCCAUCCCUACAAACUUAGUCACACGCACACUUACGAGAUAAAAUGUAUGUUUUAGGUUGUCGGUGGCUCCAGCGUUCUGAAUUACAUGAUUUACGUACGUGGGAAUCGGAAUGAUUACGAUCUCUGGGAACGGAUGGGAAACCCCGGAUGGAGUUACAAGGAAGUUCUCAAGUAUUUUCUCAAAUCCGAGGACAACUCUAACAAGGACCUCCUCAAAACCCCUUACCACGCCUCCGGCGGUUUGCUUAGCGUCCAAGACCUUCGUUGGACAACACCCCUCGCUGAAGUCUUCCUGAAAGCUGGCAAGUUCCUCGGCUACAAAACUCGCGACGUGAAUGGAGAGAACCAAGAGGGUUUCACGAUCCUGCAGAGCACAACUCGAAAUGGAUCUAGAUUCAGUACAUCCAGGGCUUUCAUCACAACUGCGCAGACGAGGCAGAAUCUCGACAUCUCAAUGUAUAGCCACGUCACUAAAAUCGGCUUUAAGAGGGAGAAAAAUCCCAGAGCAAGCUCAGUGACCUACAUUAAAAACGGUCAGAAAUACACCGUUAGGGUAAAAAAAGAGGUGGUCUUAUCUAGUGGCGCCAUUGGUUCUCCUCAGCUCCUUAUGCUGUCUGGAGUUGGACCCAAAAAUCACCUGAGCGCACUUGGCAUAAAACUGAUUAAGGACCUCCCG
Bemisia tabaci is the source of this 1319-nucleotide messenger RNA. NCBI's taxonomy places the organism in Eukaryota, Metazoa, Arthropoda, Insecta, Hemiptera, Aleyrodidae. The record is from RefSeq and is a predicted model, not a curated record.